Messenger RNA from Acaulospora morrowiae, 299 nucleotides. Lineage: Eukaryota; Fungi; Glomeromycota; Glomeromycetes; Diversisporales; Acaulosporaceae. The record is from the annotation of a GenBank genome assembly.
CUGUUAUUUCCAAAUCUGCUAUCUGUGAAAUUACUAUUGCCCAAGCUGCUGCCUCCAAAUUUAUUAGUCAAAUUGCUAUCCAUGAAACCACCAAUACUAUCCAAGAUACUGCUUCCGAAACUAUUAAUGCUAUCCAAGUUACUACUUUUGAAACUAUGAAUACUAUCCAAGCUAUUGCUCCUAAAACUACCAUUCAGAAUGCUGAAUCUAAAGUGAUAGAAGAAUAUAUUUCACAAACAUUGAAACUUUGGCAAUCCAUAAACACAUCACUUGAGAAAUAUCAUACAAGAAUAUAUUAG